AUGCUGCGGGCGAGCUCGGAGCGGCCGGCGGCCGCGGCGGGUCUGCUGUGGGUGCCCGGGAUGAGCGCGUGGCCCACGAUGGACGCGGGGUUGUCGGCGAGGGCGCAGGAGAUCGCGCGGCGGCGGGAGGAGAUGCUGGGGAUGCUGCACGACCUCCCCGGGUCCGAGUACGAGCUCUCGCUCACCGACCUCGUCGAGAAGGCCGGGGGCGGGGCCGACGGCGACGGCGGGGAAGCCGAAGCUGCGACCGCGGCGCCCGCGCCCACGGCGAAGACAGAAGGGAAGGACCCGGGCGCCGCGCGGUCGGCGUCCGGCGGGCAGCAGCAGGCGCCGCCGGUAGCGGGGAAGCCCGAGCGGAGGGCGUCGGCACGGCAGCGGGACAGCGGGAGCGUCGGCGGGGGCAGCUUCCGCAGCAGCAGCGACGGCGUCCUGCUCAACUUCUACAUGCCGCGGUCGCUCACCCGGAGCUUCACCGCGCCGCGCCACACCCGGACGCCGUCCGCCUCCGGCUGCCGGAGCCCCAGCGUCGCAUCCGACUGCAACAAGAGGGAGAGGGACCCGGACGCCGAGACCGUCAAGUGCUGGUCGUUGCUGUGGGAUCGACGGUGGCGCAAGUCCAGCCGGCGGGACCCGGGCGCGCCGCCCAGCGAGAGCGAGUCCGCCAUCCGCGCCGCGUCGGCCGCCAUCCUCAAAGCGGCCAAGCACUCCGGUCCGCCGUCCAAUAUCUGA
This is a messenger RNA of Miscanthus lutarioriparius, 729 nucleotides long. Lineage: Eukaryota; Viridiplantae; Streptophyta; Magnoliopsida; Poales; Poaceae. The record is from the annotation of a GenBank genome assembly.